AUGGCCCCUAUGCUACAAACUCUUGAAAUGCUUCCGCAGAACAUCCAACUCACAAAUCCCCAAGCAUUUCUUCUCACAACCCCUGCUCAACCAACAUUACCUCUGACGACGGCUCUUCCUCCGAAUCAAAUCAUCAUCCACACUAUGACGCCGGAGGGCCUUCACCAAAAUGAAAAUGUUUCUGUAGAGUUGAAUCCAUCUCAUGUCAUUAUCAACACAGCAAAUGCCGCUUUGACGUCUUUAGCAUCUACACAAAUCCCAUCAGCUCCUCCUUCUCCCGCAGAGGUCGAAUCCGAUUCUUCCGAAAAUGAGAGCUCAUCUUUAAUGGAAAAUUCUUUUGAAGCUCAAGCUAUUGAUGAAAAUGGUAAUAUUCAUCAAGAUUGUGAAAUAGAUGCUGUAAAUCAAGUUCAUAUUGAAGAUAAGUCAACUCAUUAUAUUCUAUCAGAUCCCAUGUUAGCAGCCAACAGAAGUCCAGAAGGUAUGAUCUCUGACAUGGAACCAGAUAAAAUACAUACUUCAGUAGACAAUCUAGACAGUACCCCUGAUUAA
Molecule: messenger RNA, 549 nt
Organism: Uloborus diversus
Lineage: Eukaryota; Metazoa; Arthropoda; Arachnida; Araneae; Uloboridae
Product: cyclin-D-binding Myb-like transcription factor 1
Exons: 4
Coding region: 1-549 (182 amino acids)
Source: RefSeq, a predicted model, not a curated record